Molecule: messenger RNA, 1362 nt
Organism: Aspergillus puulaauensis
Lineage: Eukaryota; Fungi; Ascomycota; Eurotiomycetes; Eurotiales; Aspergillaceae
Exons: 2
Coding region: 1-1362 (453 amino acids)
Molecular function (GO): zinc ion binding
Source: RefSeq, a predicted model, not a curated record
AUGGGAGGAAGAAACGCCAUAGACACGAUUGCAAUUGAGGCUUCAUCGGGGCUCGUCUACGAUCUUGACAACUCCGGAUUCGACCUUGAAACGAAGUCGAGGGCGCUCCUGGGUUUGACGACGGACUUUGACGUUUUAUUCUGUGGGCUUGAGGGUUCGGGGUAUGAGUUUGUUUUUGCGGAACGUGCACGGGUUCGGAUUGAGCUUCAAACUCACCUCGACGGGGGGAAGAACCUGGCUGAUAUGGAUGAGGCUGAGUACGGAUAUACGUGCACCUGUGCGGUGUUUCGGGCGAGGGCUGAUGUGGCUUGUCAACAUAUUUUCUGGCUUCUCGAUCAGCUCCGGGGUCAACUCAACUCCGCCUCUCCUCCUUCCCCAAUUCUACUCACCAGCGAUGGACACACGCAGGGAUUUUCAAGGAUCGAACAGCUUCUCUCCAAAGCUACGAAUGCUAUGGCACUACAAGAUCUUGCGGAGCAACUCAACUGGCCAUAUUUCCGUUCCGCGGGGAGAGAAGGUGGUAUGAAUCGGGCGCAGAGGGUACGGGACAUUCUCUCAGCAUUUAGCACCGAUGUCCUCCCCGACAGGUUCCGGAUAGAUUUGACAGAGCCCGAAGACGGGAAUGGCCGUGCUCUGCAGAUAAGAACACCAGAGCAGUGCGUCGUGCAGGGAGACUUCGAGGCGACGCUCUUCCGCCUCGCCGUGCAUGAUGAUAACGUGUUCACGAGUCUCUCCAAGGCCAUGCCCCCGGGUGCCUGCGCGGCGAUCUACUUUGACAAAGUGCUUGAGAGGUCUAGAAGAGCACUAUCUAAAUUCGACAGGUACUGUCAGACAUUUGGGCAAUCCAAGAACGCCGACGGUGACCCUUCAGCAUGUUUGGCUGCUGUCCUUGAAACCCUACAGACGGACACCCUCAAUAUCCACAAAAACAUUCACGUCCGAGCACCGCACGGCCUCCAAGGUGCUGCCAAAGCCCUUACCUCCAUUUUAGAAGAAAUAACCACCCGCGACAAAGAUUCUCUUGCUGAUAACCCAUACGGCCAGACUGCGUUUUUUGACGAAGACGAAGACUCGCGGAACCUAUACCACCAGCUCGUCGGGAAGACGGACAACGACAACAACGUAGGCGAGCAUUUCAUCCUUGAUGCUUUGGAAGAUCUAGCCGGUGAGGAUUUAUACCCAUUCAAAGAGAGACUGGAGGCGGUUUUACAUAGGGUUGAGGUCGGCCGAGCGCCGAAGGGAUUCAUCUUGAAGCUGGCCGGGAUCGUUCGCGCUGCAAAGAUAGGUAUCACUAGGAAGCGCGCUACCAGGGCUGGGGAUGGAGAGAGGGAUGUUGAGAGGGGUUGGAAGAGGAUGAGAUGA